Molecule: messenger RNA, 1205 nt
Organism: Hibiscus syriacus
Lineage: Eukaryota; Viridiplantae; Streptophyta; Magnoliopsida; Malvales; Malvaceae
Product: WAT1-related protein At5g47470-like
Exons: 6
Coding region: 129-1205 (358 amino acids)
Cellular component (GO): plasma membrane
Molecular function (GO): transmembrane transporter activity
Source: RefSeq, a predicted model, not a curated record
UAAAAUGGUUUGAUUUAAAAUCAAAGGAAAAAGAGGAGAGGAGAGGGUUUGAUCAUCUGUAGGAAAAGAAAUCCAGGCACCCUAUUUUCUUUUCUUCUGUUAGGGAAGAAGGAAAGUGGGAAAGUAAGAUGAUUGAACACAAUAAGAGAGAUGAGGUUGAAGAUGUGGCAAUAUAUGGAGGAUUGACAGGGGUCCAAUUUGUUUAUGCAGGGAAUUCAGUUUUACUUGGUUAUCUCAUGUCCCUCGGCCUUACCCCUUUCAGCAUUGUUAUUUUCUUCACUUCUUCCACCUUCCUCAUUGUCUCUCCUUUUGCUCUUUAUUUUGAAAGGAAUAAAUGGCCCAAGCAGUUAACCUUGAAAUUGAUAAUUCAGCUGAUUUUGAUAUCCUUUGGAGGGGUCACUCUCUUCCAGUCCUUGUUUUUCAAAGGGAUUAAUCUAACUUCACCAGCAGUGGCAACAGCCAUGCCAAACCUUGCUCCAGGGCUUAUCUUUAUAAUUGCUUGGGCUUGCAGGUUAGAAAAGGUUGCUCUAAGUUGCCUGUACAGUAAAGUGAAAAUUGGUGGCACUUUGUUGUGUGUCUUAGGUGCACUUACAAUGAGCCUAAUGCAUAGCACUGUCUCACCCAAAACUACAAGCAUGUUCUCUGCCCCAACCCACGAUGCCAUUUUCGACAAAGAUAAGAUCACCGGUUGCAUCUACCUCAUGGCUGCAGUCCUAGUUUUAUCGACCAAUGUCGUGCUGCAGGCGGCAACUUUGGGUGACUUUCCUGCUCCCAUGUCCUUGUGUGCAAUAACAUCCUUGAUCGGAGUGAUUAUAACAGUAAUGGUUCAGUUGGUUGAAGAUGGUGAUUUGCAACAGGGUUGGCCCCUCCUCAGUGUUAAGCACCUACUUGCCUUUUCCCUGCUGGAAGGUGCUGUGGGGGGAGCAUGCGUAAGCUUCAAUGGAUGGGCACUGAAGAAAAGGGGACCUGUUCUGGUCUCAAUGUUUGGCCCCAUUGGAACAGUUGUCACAGUUGUUCUCUCUUUUAUUACUUUAGGGGACACUAUUUCAUUCGGAAGCUAUCUCUAUGAAUGCAGCCUUGGUGGGAUGCUCGUCAUGUUCACUGGUCUCUACUUUGUCUUAUGGGCUAAAGGAAAAGAAGUUAUUUGCUCCGAUGAAGACGGCUCGGAAAGUGAGUGGGUUGUGGAGAGGUCUCUAUUAUGUUAA